GUCUCAUCCAAGAAGCCCAAAACGAAGGCUUAAUUAGUAGUUUAGGAAAUAAAUAUCGCCGAGGACUUGCUCACUGCAAGCAUGAUCACGGAGGAACAAGUUAGACAGAUCGGUGAAGAAUUAGAUCCGAUGGCCGCGGCUCUAUUUGGAGUGAAUAUGACUUUGAGAAGAGAAGUGCAUCAAGAACGAGCAAGAAUGAACGAACUUGCAUUCAGUCAGCACACUGACGACAUCGAGUCCCUCAAAAAGCAGAUUGAUGAGAAAAACAAAGAAAUCACAGAACUACAAAAAGCCAUGGAAAAACUCGAAGAACAAAACCAAGAGUUAACCGUGGAACUGAAGUCCAGAAACGAGGAGAUCAAAGCUCUAAAGGCGAGACUCAGCCGACUCGAAAGCGAGAAGAAGGAUUUAGAAGACGAGUUGAGGUCCGUUAAAGUCAAAAUUAACCGCAUGGAGAAAGACAUAAAAGAGUUAAAUGAAGCAAAGAUGGUUCAGGAAGAGAAGAACAUGGAACUGCAAGAAAAUUUCGACAAGGUCACUGGUAAAUUGGAGAGCCGAAACCAAGUAAUAAGAAAAGAAAUGAAGGAGAUUCGGGAGUCACAACACAAAGAGAUAUCGCCGCCAUCUGUCACCAUUCCAAGAGCAGGGCGACAAAUGCUUACUCCCCCGUUGCCGCGUCAUUUACAGAUAGCCGAUCGAGAGUUACAUGCCUCGCUGUCCUUGGGAGAAUUGUGCCGUCAAUUCCAAAACAAGUUGUACAAGAUAAUAUUUCCAAAUUCCGUCAUGCCAAACAGAAACUACAAGAUGAAGAACAUUUGGCGCGAUUUAGAGAAACUUCCUCAACCGAAAGAGGAAAAGGACAGAUCAAAGAAGAAGUGGGACGAGGUGAGGGAGAAGUUGAAGUGGGAUGAGAGCUACGAAGAUGCCAUGAAGUCUCUACAAGAAAGCAGAAAUCUGGACGCUCAUCCAAGUCCGCUGACGGAGGAAAUUCUUAACAGAGCAGCAGAAAUCAUGGAUUCUAAAGGUAAUCUCAAGGGCUGGCUGUCCUUGAAACGUGUACAUGAGCUGAUAACUAUGUGGAAACAGGUACAAGCAAUGGAGUAAGGCUUUCUUAUGUACUAGAGAACAAUCUUUUAUCGCUGUAGGAGCUUACAAAUUACACUUUGCAACGAAAACGAGUAGUGUACAAGUCGCGUUUUAGUUUAUAUUUUAUUGCCGAUGUGACUAAGUCAGGUCAGAACUAUACGUAACACUGGUUGGUGUUAAUCACUACGAACAGCGAAUAUGGACUGUGUGCUUUACUGUAGUUUGAACGAAGAUUUAUCCUUGCAAUUGACAAAUUUUGACGUAGAAGUUAAGAAAGCUAGUUGGACUUUGAGCCGCUUAUUACUAAGAAUGAAAGAACUGGUGUCUUCACUUUGUUAGAGAAGCGCUGCCAGAGUUUAUAAGCCUACUUAUUGAGAGCAUCUUUGAAGUUGGAGCUUAUCAUUCAUAUAUCUUUAUUGGGCGAAUAAAAUUCUUGACAGAUUUUGAAAAACUGUA
Messenger RNA from Orbicella faveolata, 1542 nucleotides. RefSeq lists its product as uncharacterized. NCBI's taxonomy places the organism in Eukaryota, Metazoa, Cnidaria, Anthozoa, Scleractinia, Merulinidae. The record is from RefSeq and is a predicted model, not a curated record.